Messenger RNA from Nothoprocta perdicaria, 2145 nucleotides. RefSeq names its product N-acetyl-alpha-glucosaminidase (gene NAGLU). The transcript has 6 exons. The annotation marks the transcript as partial. The record is from RefSeq and is a predicted model, not a curated record. Lineage: Eukaryota; Metazoa; Chordata; Aves; Tinamiformes; Tinamidae.
GUGGACGGGGCGCUGGCGCCCGGCGGGCUCGACACCUACCGGCUGCACUCGCCGCCCGGCGCCGCCGUGGCCGUGGUGGGCUCGAGCGGCGUGGCGGCCGCCGCCGGCCUCUACCGCUACCUGCGCGACUUCUGCGGCUGCCACGUGUCGUGGUCCGGCGCGCAGCUCCGCCUGCCCGACCCGCUGCCCCGGCUCGCGGCCGAGCUCCGCGCCGUCAGCCCCGGCAGGUUCCGCUACUACCAGAACGUCUGUGCCCAGAGCUACUCGUACGCCUGGUGGGACUGGGCGCGCUGGGAGAGGGAGCUCGACUGGAUGGCGCUGAGCGGCAUCAACCUGGCGCUGGCCUUCGCGGGCCAGGAGGCCGUGUGGCAGCGGGUUUAUCUCUCCUUGGGCCUCAACCAGUCCGAGAUAGACGCCUACUUCACAGGGCCGGCCUUCCUGGCCUGGAACCGCAUGGGCAACCUGCGCGGCUGGGCCGGGCCGCUGCCGCGCGCCUGGCACCUCAAGCAGCUCUACGUGCAGUACAGGGUGCUGGAGCGGAUGCGCUCGCUGGGCAUGAUCGCGGUGCUGCCGGCGUUCGCGGGCCACGUGCCCCAGGGCGUCCUCAGGGUGUUCCCGCGUGUCAAUGCCACUCGCCUCGGCGCCUGGAGCCACUUUGACUGCGCCUACUCAUGCACCUACUUGCUGGACCCGCAGGAGCCCAUGUUCCAGGUCAUCGGGACCCUCUUCCUCAAGGAGCUCAUCAAGGAGUUCGGCACGGACCACAUCUACAGCGCCGACACCUUCAACGAGAUGGCGCCGCCCUCGGCCGAGCCCGCGUACCUCGCCGCAGUCAGCAGCGCUGUCUUCAGGGCCAUGACCGGAGCCGACCCCGAGGCGCUGUGGCUCAUGCAGGGCUGGCUCUUCCAACACCAGCCCGAUUUCUGGCAGCCCGCGCAGGCGCGGGCGCUGCUGCGCGCCGUGCCCCUCGGCAGGAUGAUUGUGCUCGACCUCUUUGCCGAGUCCAAGCCCGUGUACCCGUGGACGGAGUCCUUCUACGGGCAGCCCUUCAUCUGGUGCAUGCUGCACAACUUCGGCGGCAACCACGGCCUCUUCGGCGCCGUGGAGGCCCUCAACAGCGGCCCCUUCGCGGCGCGGCGCUUCCCCAACUCCACCAUGGUGGGCACCGGGCUGGCGCCCGAGGGCAUCGAGCAGAACGACGUGGUGUACGAGCUGAUGAACGAGCUGGGCUGGCGCCACGAGCCCCUCGAGCUGGCGAGCUGGGUGACACGCUACGCCGAGCGCCGCUACGGCACCGCCAGCACCGCGGCCGCCCGCGCCUGGCGCCUGCUGCUGCGCAGCGUCUACAACUGCACCGGCCCCUGCGUCAACCACAACCGCAGCCCGCUCGUGCGGCGGCCCUCGCUGCGCAUGGACACGGCGCUCUGGUACAACCGCAGCGACGUCUACGAGGCCUGGCGGCUGCUGCUGAGCGCCGCGGGCGAGCUGGGCGCCAGCGGCACCUUCCGCUACGACGUGGCCGACGUGACGCGCCAGGCGGCCCAGCAGCUCGUCGGCGACUACUACGUGCUGAUCCGCGAGGCCUUCGAGCGGCGCGCGCUGCCCGAGCUGCUGGCGGCCGGCGGCGUCCUGCUCUACGACCUGCUGCCCGAGCUCGACGGCCUCCUGGGCAGCCAGCGCCUCUUCCUGCUGGGCCUCCAGCUGGAGGCCGCCCGCGCCGCCGCCACCAGCGACAGGGAGGCCGAGCAGUACGAGCUCAACGCGCGCAACCAGCUGACGCUGUGGGGGCCCAGCGGCAACAUCCUGGACUACGCCAACAAGCAGCUGGGCGGGCUGGUGCUCGACUACUACGGCGUGCGCUGGAGCCUCUUCGUCUCUGCGCUCGUGGAGAGCCUCAACUCGGGCACCCCCUUCCACCAGGAGCAGUUCAACCAGGCCGUCUUCCAGGUGGAGCGAGGCUUCGUCUACAACGGGAAGCGCUACCCGGCGGUGCCCGCGGGGGACACGCUGGAGAUCGCCAGGAAGAUCUUCCUCAAAUACUACCCCAGGGCCGUGCGCCGGGCCGGGCCUGUGUGACGGAGCUGCCGCCGGAGCCUCCCCGAGGGGCAGGGACCCUGUGUUGUCGCGUGCCGAGGCAGCCGCAGC